Messenger RNA from Paramecium primaurelia, 540 nucleotides. Lineage: Eukaryota; Ciliophora; Oligohymenophorea; Peniculida; Parameciidae. The record is from the annotation of a GenBank genome assembly.
AUGUGUUACAAUAACUAUCUUUUAUUACUUAUGAUGGUGAUGCUACUAGUUGUAAAUCAACAGUUGGAUCUGAAGGUAUAUGUAUAUGGAAAACUGGAGUCAAAUGUGUUGCUAGAGAUUGUAUUUAAGCAUCAGCCAAUUUAAAUACUAAUUUUCUUUGUGCCAAUUAUUUCUCUUAUUUUUUUUACUACUAGAUCUAGAUGUGUUUCAAAAACUACUAAAUAAUAAAGUUAUGAAGGUUCUAAUAAUUUUUCAUGGCAACCUAUUUGUACCAGUACUUCAAAUUGUAGUGCAUUUACGAAAAAAUCAAUUUGUGUAGCAAAUUAAGCUAGAGUAAGGAUUUUUGAUAAAAAUAAUGAAAAUGGAAAUCAAUUAUUUAUUUUUGUAUAAUUAAAAUUAUAAAUUAAUAUCAUAUCAAAAAAAUUUGAUAGGUUGAAUAAUGCUUGUAAGGAAUUUUCUUGCUCAGAUUUAACAGGUGCUUAUUAUAAUUCUGAUGCUAAUUGUGCAGCAGAACUAUUAAUACAUUAGUAAUAGAUUUGA